Messenger RNA from Laetiporus sulphureus 93-53, 720 nucleotides. RefSeq lists its product as uncharacterized. The transcript has 2 exons. The record is from RefSeq and is a predicted model, not a curated record. Bases 302 to 523 code for a protein of 73 amino acids. NCBI's taxonomy places the organism in Eukaryota, Fungi, Basidiomycota, Agaricomycetes, Polyporales, Laetiporaceae.
UGCAUGCUCGUUCCAACCCCCCAUAUCUUCUUACAGGUCCUAACCAUUCUGUCGUACAUGUCUAUGCACAUGAUAGAAUACUAAAAAUGUUAUCAGUUGUUUGGAAUAUUCGUGAAUCAGUUCUCUUCCAUUUUUCCUACCAAUGACGCGCUGACGAUCUUACAGACUCUCUCCCAUCCUCAUUUCCCGUGUUCUCCUCAAUGUCCGGGCCGCAGCGCGGUCCACACGCGGGGAGCAGUCCCAAACGCCCUCCUUUGUCCGGUCGGAACGUGGGCUCCAUACGCAAGCGGACGUCGACAACAUGUCGUUUGAAUUGAACAUCCUUAGCAGCAUCGGUCAAGCCCAGGAGACCGAUCGCGUUCACCCGCAAGACUCUAUAGAAAAUGAUCAAGGUGUUGCCGAUCCGCGCAGUAUGGUGGGCGAUGUUUCUACUGCCGGCGAUCCUCAGCAGGAUGUGAACAAAGAAGGGGGUUUGGACAAAGUCGAGCAAGAGAUGCUGUUGGACGAGGAGGAUGACGUAUGAAGGGAGAGAUCCUAAUGGGCCUCCAAGUCGAGCUGUCAGAAUCACGGUGAUUGCGUUUCCAUUUGCUAGCUGUAAGUCGCACAUCGCUUUUCACACGCUCCGUCUCAUCCGGCUGCAUUCGCAGAUUUUCUCCGCACAGCUAAAUGUACCUGCAAUUGAGGUUUACACGUCUGCUAUGGAAUGCUCCUUGCCCUCCC